Messenger RNA from Salvelinus namaycush (lake trout), 4941 nucleotides. RefSeq names its product testis-specific gene 10 protein-like. The record is from RefSeq and is a predicted model, not a curated record. Lineage: Eukaryota; Metazoa; Chordata; Actinopteri; Salmoniformes; Salmonidae. The coding region runs from base 2370 to 4748 and encodes 792 amino acids. The transcript is spliced from 18 exons.
CAGCGGUUCCUGAAAUCUUGUGGUGGCCAUUCAGCAAGAUGUCAAACCUCUCUGUUGCACGUACAUCCAUGUCUGGCCUGAGUCCUUUCAGAGCACUUGUCACGACUUGGAGAUUCCUGUGACGGUCAUAGUUUUUCUUGGACGUGAAGAAAGUCAAAUUGACAUUUCCUAAAUCGUGGAAUACAGUCCCGCCCCCACUGCGUCGCCUGGCGAGCGGUAUCCCUUUCUGUCUCAUGGCCUGAAGGUUGCACUCUUGCCACGGGUUCUGAUGUCUCCCUAUCACCACCGCUGGGGCAUUACUCCAUAAGAAGAGCAUACUCCGGUUUUGGAGGUCAACAUGAUCGUGUAUCCAGUCCUCCAAUGCUAAGUUUUCAAAUAUGUCUGUUGACAAAGAUUUGAGGAUAAGUCCUGAUUUACCAGUCUCGUCAAUGACAGCUGACAAUGUGCUCUUGGCUCGAGCCGAUCGAAAACAGGCUUGGGAUUGUGCGAACAAAUUCGAGAAUGUUCUUAAAAUCAUCGCGCCUCUAUCUGUCGUUUCUUCUGUGCAUCUGAAAAUAGUUUAUCACUUUUGUUGAAUGAAACUUUUCCAAAUACAUGAAUGGAAACGUUCAGAGUGAAUACGUUUUCAGAUCCAAUUCGUUUUUACACACAUACUUCCGCUGUUCUUCUUCUUAUUUUCUUAAAGGCACGGUUUAUUUACCCUUGUUGUAACACUGCCAUCUGCUGUGCUGGAGCGAUAUCGACUCCGUGUUGCUCAAGUGAUUUUCGAUGCUGGUUUUACAACGCCACCCAGCGGUAUAAAUCGUAUAUUGAGUCAAAAAGGAUUUACUAGUUCAUGAUGGGCUGGGUUGGAUUUAAAAUAUUAUUUUUGGCUUAUUUUUCUAAAUCAACAAACUAACAGGUUAACACUUGCCCCUCUGCAAAAGCAGCCACAAAAGGCUCACUAUAUGGAAGUAUCAUGUACCGCAGAGGGACAACAACUAGGCUCCCACAAAACAGAUUGACAGUGCAAUUUAUUAUAGUAGCCUACUUUUUAAUCCUGACGAAGGCAAAAUAACUUUGAUUUAUUUGAAGCCUGGGGUGCAUUCCUUUUGUUUAAAAUGGUAGCAUAAAUUGCAUAGAACACUGCAAUGCAUUUAGCAAUGCAGUCAAAUCAGUCAUUCUGAUGCAUAAUACUUUUGCAUUUAGACUUGGAAUUACACUAAACUAACAUUAUCUUCUGCUAACAUUAUCAGCACGUUUUGUCAGUGUGUGGUGGAGGACCGGGUCACUACGUUGUCAAGGUAAUGGACGCACACUGUGAAGAAAGGGCCUUUGCUGAUUGGCUUGCAAGCUUGCGACAUCUCGAAUUUCGAUCGAAUCCUGACAUCUGAUUGGUCAGAUCGUUUAUCCCGUAUGGAAAGCGGUUUAGGAGCCAUUCAAGGUUUACAACAGCAAACCCCAGUGAUUUAUCCAGAUAACCUCACGUAACUAUUUGCUAGCUACAGCUAUAACUAUUUCAUCCAUAAAGUAAGUUGAAGAUCUCUCUCUCAACCAUGAUUUGUUUUUGUUUACAUCUAAUGUUUUACUUAGACAAGCAGUAGCUUUAGCCUAAUUCUAAUUAAGUGUUUAGCGAGCAAUCUUGCCAUAAUAAAAUCAGUAUCGCUUUCGACAAUUCAAGGCUAGCGUCGUUAGCAAGAUUGCUGUGAUUUGGAAGACUACUUUGCAAACUAGCAAGCUUUUGAAAUCCAAUACAGUGCUGUUUAUAAUACAUUCAUAAUCAGUAGCUCGAUUAAAAACACCUGUUCGCCAAAUAAGGAACUUUAAUGUAAUGUUUUGGAUAGCAAGGUCAAGUUUGAAUAUGCUUGGUUACCAUGACAACGUAAAUUGUUUAGAACAGUGUGUCAUAAAUCAGGCACUCUUGUUAGUUUUUUAUCUAUCAGCUUGAUACAGAUACAUUUUCUUAUUUUAUUUAUUUUCACCUAAUCCCCAUUGCCCUUCCUGUGUCAGGCUGCAGAGGUUAGUGUGGCUGGUGUGCAGGCUGAGGAGGUGCAGCUUCAGCAGGGGGUGAGGGGAGGAGGAGGUGGAGGAGCUGUCUUUGGGGAACCAGCAGGAGCCAGGCCAUAUCAGUACACCAGCUCAGCUGCAGGAAGAGCAGUACCAGCAGGGCCCCACACUGGAGACAACAGAGGACCACACACAGCAUGCAGAGAGCAUCAUCGAAAACCUGCAGAGGAAGAUCACGUCACUAGAGGGCGCUAUCACCAAAGUGACACCUGUAAGACCACGACUGGUACCACUAUAUUGCAUUCUAAUUCAACAGGCAUAAAGAAAAUAGUAUAAUCAAUAGCCUACAUUUACCAUCCACCCUGGCUUCUGGGUUCUGGGCUAUGUCUCAGGAUAGCGAGUCGGCAGACACUGAACCAAUAGAACUUGAGACCCAGCUGAACCCCACAGUAGAGCAGAAUCAGGAGCAGGACCUGCAGGCCUUACUGGACCAGUUGCACCAGGAGAGAGACAGUCUGAACAGACUGGUGCAGAAGCUCAGCCUCACAGAGAGAGAGCAGGUCCUGUUCACAGAGCCAGGCGGCAGGGGCAAACGUGGCUCUCGUCUGGACAGCUUCUUGCGGAGUGUGGAGGAGGAGAGGGACUACUACAGACAGGAAGCAGACAGCCUGAGGAGGAUGCUGAGGGGCAGGUGCUCCUGUAGCCCCUGUCGGGGGCACCUCCAGAGCCGCAGCCCCACCCGCCAGUCCCCUGUCAAGGGGGGCAGCUAUGAUUCUGAGCUGAUCAGGGUCUUGAGAGAGCGGGACGAGAUGCAGAACAUGCUGGAUAAGUAUGAGCGCCACCUGUCAGAGAUCCAGGCCAACGUGAAAGUUCUGACUGCCGGCAGAGACAAGACCAGCAUGCACUACCAGCAGGCCCAGCAGGAGAUAGCGUCGCUGCGUCGCGAGGUACUGAAAUCCAAGUCGUCGCGCGCAGCUAAGAGCAGUGUCACUGUGUCAGCUCAGAGCAUCCUGAAGCGCGUGGAGGCGGAGAGAGACGAGGCCAAGGUCGACCUCCACCGUAUGAGCACAGAGAGGGACAGUCUGAGGGAGAGACUCAAGACCUCUCAGGAGACAGCCAUCAGUGAGAGGGCUCAUCUGGAGCAGAGGGUGGAGGACCUGCAGACAGCCAUUCUCACUCUGGAGCAUGAGCGGGGGGACCAGAAGAGCCGUCUUGCCCUGAUGAGGGAGUCCAUGAUGAGGCUAGAGGAGGAGGUCCACACCCUGGGCAGGAAGCUGGCCGCUGCUGAGGACGAACACAGCAGGACCAGGAACGAGUGUGUCAUGCUGAGACUGUCCAACAGUGAGACACAGAACGCCCUGAGUGACAGCCAGCGCAGACUGACCUCCCGCAUCGGAGAACUACAGACCUCCCAGGAGAGGAACAAACUGCUGGACGAGAAGAACGACUCUUUACUGAGGCAGAUGUCUGGUCUAAGAGAGGAGGUGAGCAGUCUACAGUCCACCAUCACUGACCUGGACCAGAGGAGAGACUCCCUGCAGGAGCAGCUGGAGAACAAGACUGACCUCCUUAACUCAGCCCACAACCAGCUGGACGACAACGAGAAAACCAUCAGGAAUCUCAGGUUGUCCAUUGAGGAUCUGGAGACAUCAGCAGAGAGCGUUCGUGAGGAGCUGGCAGGGCGGGAGAGGGAGCUGGAGGCUUUGAGGAGGAGGCUGGGAGAUGCGGGGGAGGAGCUGGGGGCUUUGGCCAAGGUGAAGGAUUCCACCCUGAGGGAGAAUGCUCAACUCCGAGAGGAACUGGACAGGAGCCGCCUCAACAACCAGGCCCUGGAGCUGAAUUCUGAGGACUCUGCCCAGGAGGUGCAUGAGCUGCAGAGGAAGGUACAGGACUAUGUGGCUGACAUCUCCCGCAUCGAGAACCUGCUGUCCACCAAGGAGCGGGAGUGCAGGGAGCACCAGGAGGCUCGGCGGCGUGCGUCGGCCCAGGCCGAGAGCUGGGAGGGACAGGCGCGGCAGGCGGAGGGGAGCAUCAGCGAGCUGAGGCUGGAGCUGAUGUCCUCAGACAUGGAGAGACGCAGACUCAAGGAGAAGGUGGAGGCUCUGGAGGCCAGUCUGCAGGAGGCGUUGUCUGCAGAGCGGAGCUGCAGCAGCCAGGUGUCUCAGCUCAACAGGAGUCUGCUGCACACUGAGGAGCAGUUGAGACAGGCCCAGGGGGAACACACCGCCACUCAGACUGACCUGGAGAAGACCAGGGAGCUCUGUGUCAAACUGGACGCCAGCAAGGAGGCUGUGCAGUGUGAGCUGGAGCUGCUCAUGAAGCAGCUUUCCAGUGAGCGUCUGAGCAUGAAGAGCCUGGAAUCCAUGCUGGUGUCCACCAGGGAGAAGGAGCUACACCGACAGCUCAGCUCCCAGGAGAGACACACAGAGAUCCAGCUGCUCAGGGACAAACUCACCGCGGCCGACAGCAAGGCGAGCUCUCAGCGUAGAGAGGUGACUACAUUGAGUACUCGUUCGGCACAGCUAGAGGCUGACCUGGACAUGACCAAAAGACAGCUAUCUACUGAGCGGUUUGAGAGGGAGAGGGCAGUGCAGGAGCUGCGUCGUCAGGGUCUGUCGUCAUCGUCCUCUGGCCUGCAUCCCUCCUCCCCUCACCUGCGUCGCUCCCUCAGCCCCAGCAGGCCCCUGUGGUCCACCCCAGACCACCUGGCCAGAGAGAGAUCCCCAGAGAGGAGCCUGGGGUUCAAGGACCUCUACGACUGAACAGAUCUCCCUCUGGAGGAAAGACAACCCAACCUUCUCUCUAGUCCUACUGUGCUAUGAUGUCGUUCUUCAACUCAAACCCUGUGAUGUCAUGAUCAGGACCUCAGGUUCAGAACAACCCUCCUAGACCGGAAAUAAUUUCAACAAGUGUUAUCUCAAAUGUAUUUUUUAUUAAAUUUUACAAAUGAACUGA